Aspergillus tanneri is the source of this 1722-nucleotide messenger RNA. Its product is annotated as putative MFS transporter. The coding region runs from base 1 to 1722 and encodes 573 amino acids. Gene Ontology annotation, biological process: transmembrane transport. The record is from RefSeq and is a predicted model, not a curated record. The transcript is spliced from 7 exons. Gene Ontology annotation, molecular function: transmembrane transporter activity. Lineage: Eukaryota; Fungi; Ascomycota; Eurotiomycetes; Eurotiales; Aspergillaceae.
AUGGGCCUUGGUGUUUUGGACGACACCGUACUUCCCCAUGUGCCAGGGACGUCCGAUAUCCUUCAAAAUGAAUGCUCAAAUGAACAAGAUACCAGUAACAUCAACCUCAAAUACGACCGUUCGGGGACGACUCCCAUUCUCCUCGUCCCUCAGCCAAGCGAUGCCCCCAAUGAUCCAUUGAAUUGGCCGUUAUGGAAGCGCGAUGUUAUUUUGCUUGUUCUCUCUUUCGUGUCGGUACUUUGUGCGACAACUAGUUCCCUCAUGGCUGCCAACACUGUAACAGUUGCACUCCACUAUGGCAAGAGUUUUACUUCCGUUGCACUUCUCACAGGGUAUCACCUCUGCGGAGUGGGUGUGGCUGGGAUCCUAAUCGUUCCCACAGCUCGCGUAUGGGGCAAGCGCCAUUUGUUUCUCUUGGGGAAUAUUUUGAUGGUGGUCAGCUGUGCCUGGGCAGGCGGGAGCUCGAAUAGCUACCAAAGCCUGCUGUGGUCUCGCAUUUUCCAGGGAGUUGCUUUGGCACCUUUCGAAGCCUUAGUCAAUGCGUGCGUUGGUGAUCUGUUUUAUGUUCACGAGCGUGGGAAGAGAAUGGCCCUGUCUAAUGUUGCCCUCUUUGGGGCUGCCUUUCUAACGCCAGUGCUGGCCGGUAAAAUAACACAUUCGCUUGGGUGGCAGUGGACAUUCUACCUUGUGGCUAUUUUCACAGCGGCAGUGUUUCCCCUCACUCUUUUACUGGUUCCUGAGACGGCUUUCAGGCGUCCAGACUACUUAAACACCGAUUUCGAGCAAUCCAGUGACCUGCAGUCCGAGAUCAGCAUCAACCCACCAGUACAGCCGAACGAUUACAUAGAUUCCAGAGAAAGCCAGACUGCAGGUGAACAGAAACAACGGCCACACAUUAGCAAUCCAGAGUCAUACAGCGAAUCUGGAAAAGAAGAACCUCAGGGAGCAAAGACUCCUCCAAAGGCUUCGUAUCUCCAAUUCCUGAAGCCCUUUAAUGGAAGGAAGACGGACGAGGACUUUGUCAAGCUUCUCUUGCGGCCGUUUCCCCUUUUCUUCCAUCCCGCUAUUCUUUGGGCUUGCUUAAUCCAAGGCGCAAUAAUCGGUUGGACUGUUUUUAUCGGCGUUGUAUUGGCGGCGAUUUUCCUGGGUCCUCCGCUAUGGUUCAACGAAGUUCAAACCGGGUACCUGUACACAGGGGCUUUCAUCGGGUCCAUUCUGGGCUUGAUAUUGUCGGGACUACUUUCCGACUCCAUGAAUCGGAUCAUGAUCAAGCUAAACAAAGGAAGAUAUGAGCCUGAGUUCCGUAUCCUCCUUGUUAUCUUCCAAUUGAUCUUCAGUGGUGCGGGGCUAUACGGUUUCGGCAUUGUGGCAGAGGAUGUAGGAAGAUACGGUUGGCUGGUGGUGGAUGUGUUUUUCGCCUUUGUUGUAAUUGGGAUGGUCAUGGGCGCCGUGGCUAGCGCACUAUACAUCGUUGAUGCCCACCGACAAAUCGCCAUCGAGUCGUUUACGUGCAUGCUGAUCUUCAAGAACAUGUUCAGCUUUAUUUUGACAUUUUUAGCGUAUGACUGGCUUGUGUCCGAUGGAAUCAGACCGGCGUUUCUGGCUAUAUCGAGCAUUCAGAUGGGCAUCUGCUUCUUGAGCAUUCCUAUGUACAUCUUUGGCAAAAAGAACCGCUCUUUCUUCGCACGGCAUGAUGUCUUGAAGGCUCUGCAUCUCCGAUAA